AUCGCAUCGGGACUGGGUCAUAUACAGCGAGGUGCAGUUUAAUCUUUGGCAAAGCUUGGUCUGAUCCACUUGCAAUUAGCUAUAACUCCAGCCUGCUGGAAUACGUGGGGAGGCUAGAAUUCCUUAUUCCCAAGUCUUUCUACAACAUAAAUGCUCCUCCAUGGAAGAAGAAGAAGAAGAAGAAGAAGAAGAAGAAGAAGAAGAAGACCUUGUCAAACAAACUAUGACCAUUUUUCGGGAGAACGUCUCGUUGGACUCCACAGACCAUUUGAUGGGAGAAGAAGGAAGCAUGUGUUGGGUGACCAACAUAAUGGCGAAGGGAUCCAUGCAGCCUUCUCUGUCGUUGGAGUUUGUUGCUUGACAAGACAUCCAACGGGAGAGUUGGUUGAAGGAUUCAAACGUAACAACAACAAUUGUGUCGAGGUGUUGCAGUUGAGAAGAAGCGGCCACCAUGUUCUUCCGUAUCCGUUUCUGUUUCGCUUUUCUUGAAGCUACAAUAAGAAGUUUGCGCUUCGCUUGCGGUCGAGUAAAGCGCUGGACUAAAGGAGGAGGAGGAGGAGGAGGAGCACACACCACCGUGCAUGAAGUAUGCUGAUGCCACAUCAUAUCAUGCAUGCAUUUAUCCUGCUGAUGCUUUUGGGGUUAUUUGUUGUGCAGGGGGAAUUAAUCAUUUGUUCUCCAGUGGGGGGAAUUAAAUCCCAAGAUUCUACACUUGGAUGGUGUGCGAGGCAGCGCUACUCUAUUCCUUAUUCUCAAAAGAAAAAUGGGAAAUCAUAUAUGAAGUACCAAGGCAUGACGACUACGACACACCGACCGAGGGAACCAGAAGAGAUGACAGUAAAGAGUCUCGAUCAAAGGCAUGAUGACGAUGAUGUCUGGUGCAUUCACCCUUCACUGUACUCCCAUCCUUCCAACCUCUUCUUGCUCGUUCCACUGGGUAAAAAGCUCGAGUCUUGGGCAAGACAAAAGCAAGCCAGCAAGGGCUUUCUCAUUUUGGGCAGGGCCAUGGAGUCGCCAAUCCUGGAGUACAGCUCCGGGCCCGGUGUGUAUCGGAUCGGGUUGUUACUCCGAUGUUGGCUUCAUCAGCAAAUCACCGCUGCACACGCGCUGGGGUGGGGGCGCACCCCCCCGCGUUCUCGGGUGUUUCUCCCAAUUAGAUGCCUGUCGUCCACCUCAGGACUCUCCCACCUAUUAAUUAAUUCCCCUACCCUCUCUCUCCCUUCUCUCUUCGACCAUCGUCAUCUACCCGCCCAAACCUCCAAUUUUUUAGACCGUUUCUUCCAUUUCAAUCUCUCUCUCUCGAGCUCCAUGCAACCUGCAACUCCCUCUUAGAGAAAGAGAGAGAGAGAGAGAGAGAGAGAGAGAGAGAGAUUUACCACCAAUUUACUGGUCCCAUAGCGUCCAAUUUUGUUUCGAGCGAGAGCGAGAACGAGAGAAUGAGGCUCUCGAAGGAGUUCAUGGACAGCCCCCUUGGUGAUCGCGGGGCGAAUGACCUGGAGAGCGUCGUCGUCCAAGGCGACCAUAUCCAGACGGCCGCCGCCGAUUCGGUGGUUCGCCACAAGUCAUCCGGGUCGUCGAAGAGCUUCGCGCGGACCCUCCUGUCCCAGCCGUCCAAGAUCAUGAUGAGCUUCAGGGAGUCCGUGAAGAGCCCCAGCUCCAGGAUCCAAGCCCUUAGGGAGAGGAGGAACGCCGGGAGGAUGAACCGGGUGACGUCCAGAACGCAGAUAGGCCUCGCGGGGCUCCGCUUCCUCGAUAAGACGUCCGCCGGUAACGACGGGUGGAAGGCCGUCGAUAAGCGGUUCGGUCAAUUUGCCGUCGAGGGGAGGCUUCCCAAGGAGAACUUCGGCCCCUGCAUCGGCAUGGCUGAGUCAAAGGAAUUUGCCGGGGAGAUAUUUGUUGCUUUGGCAAGGAGGAGGAACUUGGAACCAGAAAACGGUAUAACCAAAUCUGAACUGAAGGAGUUUUGGGAAGAAAUGACGGACCAAAAUUUUGAUUCUCGACUACAGAUUUUUUUCGAAAUGUGUGACAAGAAUGGUGAUGGAAAGCUCUCAGAAGAUGAGGUGAAGGAGAUUAUCAUUCUGAGUGCCGCAGCAAACAAGCUUGCGAAGUUGAAAGCACAUGCGGCCACCUAUGCUGCUCUCAUAAUGGAGGAGCUUGACCCAGACGGUCUGGGUUACAUUGAGCUUUGGCAGCUUGAGACAUUACUUCAAGGGAUGGUUAGCUCAGACGGAGCCGAGUUAACAAAAAGUUCGCAGAGCCUUGCGAGAACAAUGAUACCGCUGAAAUACAGAAACCCAGUCACCAGAUUUUUCAGCAUGACCACAGAUUUUGUUCAUGAGAACUGGAAGAGGAUAUGGUUCAUUUCCUUUUGGUUAACAGUCAAUCUAGUCCUAGCUGGAUGGAAAUUUCUCCAGUACGAAAGGAGAGCAGCAUUCGAAGUGAUGGGCUACUGUGUCUGCAUGGCCAAGGCUGCAGCUGAGACCCUCAAAUUGAACAUGGCUCUAAUUCUCAUCCCUGUUUGUCGCAACACCCUCACGGGGCUCAGAUCAACCCGUCUCAGUUCAAUAAUCCCAUUUGACGACAACAUCAACUUCCACAAGACCAUCGCGCUGGCAAUAACAAUCGGAACUUUAGUGCACACAAUUGCUCAUGUAACAUGUGAUUUUCCAAGGUUGAUAACAUGUCCUAGUCCGACAUUCAUGAGAACACUGGGACCUAAUUUCAACUACAAGCAACCCACUUAUGCAUCUCUAGUGGCAAGUGCCCCCGGGGCCACCGGGAUCCUCAUGAUCAUCAUCAUGGCAUUUUCUUUCACACUGGCAACACAUUCGUUUAGGAGGAGUGUCGUCAAGCUGCCAUCGCCCCUCCACCAUUUAUCUGGUUUCAACGCAUUUUGGUAUGCCCACCAUCUUCUGGCUGUCGUGUACGUCCUUCUGAUAGUACACUCAUACUUCCUUUUCCUCACCAAGGAAUGGUACAAGAAGACAACAUGGAUGUAUCUUACGAUUCCAAUCAUCUUUUAUACCUGUGAGAGAUUAAUUCGGAGGGUUCGUGAGAAAAGGUUUCAUGUGAGCAUCAUCAAGGCAGCAAUAUAUCCAGGUAAUGUCCUUUCGUUACAUAUGAAGAAACCAGCAGGUUUCAAAUACAAAAGUGGAAUGUACCUUUUCGUCAAAUGCCCGGAUGUGUCACCCUUCGAAUGGCAUCCGUUCUCAAUCACUUCUGCACCAGGAGAUGAUUAUGUGAGUGUUCACAUCCGGACACUAGGGGACUGGACGUCUGAGCUUAGGAAUCUGUUUGGAAAGGUCUGCCAGUCUCAGGUCACUUUGAAGAAGGCUAAUCUAAAGAGACUUGAAACCACAGUUGUGGCAGAUGUUCAAUUUGAAGAUACAAGAUUUCCAGAGGUCUUCAUCGAUGGACCAUAUGGUGCACCAGCUCAAAAUUACAAGAAAUACGACAUUCUUUUGCUCAUCGGGCUAGGAAUUGGUGCAACUCCAUUUAUAAGUAUACUGAAGGAUCUCCUGAACAAUAUAAAGACCAAUGAGGAAAUGCAAAGAAUACAUAAUGCAGAUGCAUCUGACACAAAUGCAGAUGCAAGUAACACCAAAGGAAAUGGUCCAGGAAGGGCCUACUUCUAUUGGGUGACAAGGGAACAAGGAUCCUUUGAAUGGUUCAAAAGUGUCAUGAAUGAUGUUGCUGAGAGAGACUACAAUAAUGUCAUAGAGAUGCACAACUACUUGACAAGUGUGUAUGAAGAAGGCGAUGCAAGGUCAGCCCUUAUCGCAAUGGUUCAGUCACUUCAACAUGCCAAAAACGGUGUCGACAUCGUAUCUGGAAGUCGGAUACGCACACACUUUGCAAGGCCAAACUGGAGGAAAGUGUUUACCGACUUGUCCAACACCCACAAAGCUGCUCGAAUUGGUGGAACUAUUUUCGAACUUUUAGUAUCUCUAUCUACCUCUUCAAUGUCUAGAUUCCUUAACUUGUGGAAUUGCAGGUGUUUUCUACUGUGGACCUCCCACACUCACAAAAUCACUGAAGGAUCUUUCACAAGAAUUCAGCCAUGACACCAGCACUCGAUUCCAUUUCCACAAGGAGAACUUCUAGAGAAGAGACAAGAUAAUGUUGGUAGCCAAAACAUGGUCGUAUAGGAAAAGUUUUCGGGAACCAUUAGAAAAUUCUUGUACAGAAAUUCCAGUGUUGAUAGGAUGAAAUGUUACAACAUACACAAGAGAAAAAGAUUUAGAACAGGUGUGAAGUAGCGAGAAAUGAAUGAUUCCUUCAUCAUUUCUGACUGUCCGGAAACGAUUCAAGAAUUGGGAUAUCUAUUCCAUCAGCAGAAUCAUGAAGAAAAAAAAUCUUUCUUGCCUUGGGCUUUUUUGCUCUGGCAUUUGGCUAUUUCGCUUCGCCACUUUUCUAUAUAUAUUAUAAAGCUCGUCGUGCAAUUGCUUCCUUA
Molecule: messenger RNA, 4453 nt
Organism: Musa acuminata AAA Group (dessert banana)
Lineage: Eukaryota; Viridiplantae; Streptophyta; Magnoliopsida; Zingiberales; Musaceae
Product: putative respiratory burst oxidase homolog protein H
Exons: 14
Coding region: 1437-4064 (875 amino acids)
Cellular component (GO): plasma membrane
Molecular function (GO): calcium ion binding; peroxidase activity; NAD(P)H oxidase H2O2-forming activity
Source: RefSeq, a predicted model, not a curated record